GUGGGGGAGCAGGUCUCUGGCUUUAUGUAGGAGGAUUCUUGGCACAUUUCGGGUUGACUUUGCGAUAGACAGGGAUGCGAAUGUUCUCACUGGAGAGUUCAUCUAGUUUGCCGGGAGAUUGGCGCGUCGGCAGAGGUCUGAGUGGACGCCCACACCCCAAGCCAAACAAACUUCAGCUGAUUGCGUCCCUGCUCUUCAGAUUCUAGGACCUUGAACUUCAGAGAGAGCUGAGUGGCAGAAGGGAUGAAGUAACCUUUAUCUAAACACUGCAGGGCAUUUUCCAGUAAAGAACAUGGUGAAACUCCUUCACACAUUAGCAGAUCAUGAGGAUGAUGUCAACUGCUGUGCCUUCUCCUCUUCCCUCUUGGCUACUUGCUCCUUGGACAAAACAAUUCGCCUGUACUCCCUGAGUGACUUUGCUGAAGCGCCAUACUCGCCCUUGAAGUUUCACACCUAUGCUGUCCACUGCUGCUGUUUCUCGCCUUCAGGGCAUAUUUUGGCUUCAUGUUCAACAGAUGGUACCACUGUCCUAUGGGAUACUCAAAAUGGACAGAUUUUGGCGGUGAUGGAACAGCCCAGUGGUAGCCCUGUGAGAGUUUGCCGAUUUUCCCCAGACUCCACUUGUUUGGUAUCAGGGGCAUCUGAUGGAACUGUUGUUUUGUGGAAUGCGCAGUCAUACAAGUUACAUAGAUGUGCUAGUGUUAAGGAUGGCUCCUUAGUGGCCUGUGCGUUUUCUCCUCCUGGAAACCUCUUUGUCACAGGCUCCUCAUGUGGAGAUUUAACAGUGUGGGAUGAUAAAAUGAGGUGUCUGCACAGUGAAAAAGCACAUGAUCUUGGAAUUACCUGCUGUGACUUUUCUUCACAACCAGUUCCUGGUGGAGAACAAGGACUUCAGUUCUUUCAGUUGGCAUCAUGUGGUCAAGAUUGCCAGAUCAAAAUUUGGAUUAUUUCUUUUAUCCAUAUCUUAGGUUUUGAAUUAAAAUAUAAAAGUACACUGACUGGACACUGUGCUCCUGUUCUGGCUUGUGCUUUUUCCCAUGAUGGGCAGAUGCUAGUUUCAGGAUCAGUGGAUAAGUCAGUUAUAGUGUAUGAUACUAACACUGAGAAUAUACUUCACACCCUGACUCAGCACACCAGGUAUGUCACAACUUGUGCCUUUGCACCCAAUAUCCUUUUACUUGCUACUGGUUCAAUGGACAAAACAGUGAACAUCUGGCAAUUUGAUACGGAAACACUUUGCCAAGCAAAGAUCCAAGAUCACCCAAAGCAGUUUACUGAAAAUUGGUCAGAGGAUGAUGUCUCAAACUGGCUUUGUGCCGAAGGUUUAGAAGACCUCGUUGAUAUUUUCAAAAUGAAUAACAUUGAUGGAAGAGAAUUACUGAAUCUUACAAAAGAAAGUCUAGCUGAUGAUUUGAAAAUAGAAUCUCUAGGGCUGCGUAGUAAAGUUCUGAGGAAAAUUGAAGAACUGAGGACAAAGGUGAAAACCCUUUCUUCUGAAAUUCCUGAUGAAUUUAUAUGUCCAAUAACUAGGGAGCUUAUGAAAGAUCCUGUCAUCGCAUCAGAUGGCUACUCAUAUGAAAAGGAAGCAAUGGAAAAUUGGAUCAGCAAAAAGAAACGUACCAGUCCCAUGACAAAUCUUGUUCUUUCUUCAGUGAUACUUAUACCAAAUAGGACUCUGAAAAUGGCCAUUGAUCGAUGGCUAAGCGAGACACAUCAAAAAUAAAACUCUCUAUAUUGUGUUAUUUAUAUUUUCUGUGAUCUCACUUGAGUGAUUUAAAGGUAAACUUUGUAAAUUUAAUUACCUAUUAAAAAGCCUUUUCAUAUAAUAGUGAAUAAAGUCUUAACCUAUAGAGAAAGUUUUACUUUGACUUCAAAUUGCAAUGCUCAAGUUUAUUCUUAUUAUAGAUCAUAUCCCAUUAUAACCAAAGAUCAGAAUAACCUAGACUGGAACAUAAUUAAAUCCUAGUUAAUAACAUUUUAUUUGAUAACUCUCUGGAAUCCUUCUAAAGAGAUUUUAGCAAAAUAAUUGUAGAUUUGUUUAUGAAUAAAUUGAGAAAAUCACUUUGAUAUAUAUACUGAGCAGUUUUUUUAGCUUCUGAGUUUGCAAGGUAGUAAUGAUCCCCCCCCCCCCCCCCCCCCCGUCCAAACCUAGGUACAAAUUAGAUCGCAUAAAUUAUCACAGAUGCAUUAAGUUGACGUUGCUGAAACAUAUAAAGUGGCAAACUAGCCUCCUUUUAGGAUAUAGACUUCUUAAAAAGUUCUCACAUCAUAGUUUAAGCUAAGGUGACCAUACGUUUGUACACAAUAGGCUGAUAGCUAAUACAAGCACCCUGACGAACAUUUACUCAGAAGACUUCAGAUUCUGUAAGUGAAGGUUGUACUGCCUCUCAUAAGUUGUUCACCAGAAUGGAAGCCAUUAGUGCAAAGCUUGCUAAAACUAAAUCAACUCUAAGGGCAGGAGGGACCAGGACUUUGUACUUACCCCCAAACCCUCAUUGUAAUUGUUCUGAAAUUUGAAAACACAAAUAAAAAAGCAAUGUAAGUAUAUAUUCCAUCAAAAGACUUGUUAAAACUGGUAGUGCUCUCACCAUUGGACCAGGUAUCUUGUGUUUUGAUAAAAUAAUACUUAUUUCUCAAAAGGGCUAGCUGGUUUUCACAUAAAAAUUACUAGAAAUCAUUGGUGUCACUGACAGAAAACAAUAAAAGAUGUUAUUUUUUAAA
Messenger RNA from Odocoileus virginianus texanus, 2721 nucleotides. RefSeq names its product WD repeat, sterile alpha motif and U-box domain containing 1 (gene WDSUB1). Gene Ontology annotation, molecular function: ubiquitin-protein transferase activity; protein binding. NCBI's taxonomy places the organism in Eukaryota, Metazoa, Chordata, Mammalia, Artiodactyla, Cervidae. The record is from RefSeq and is a predicted model, not a curated record. Gene Ontology annotation, biological process: protein ubiquitination.